AUGAGCACUGACGCGGAGAUGGAGGCAUUUGGCCCGGCGGCCAUUUACCUCCGGAAGCCAGAAAGGGAGAGGAUUGAGGCUCAGAACGCACCCUUUGAUGCCAAAACAGCGUACUUUGUGGCUGAAAAGGAGGAGAUGUAUCUAAAAGGAGUUCUCAAGAGUAAAGAGGGUGGCAAAGCCACUGUUGAAACUUUGUGUGGGAAAACCCUCACUGUAAAAGAAGAUGAAAUCUACCCUAUGAAUCCUCCAAAGUUCGAUAAGAUUGAGGACAUGGCCAUGAUGACCCACCUCAAUGAACCUGCUGUGCUGUAUAACCUCAAAGAGCGUUAUGCUGCAUGGAUGAUCUAUACAUACUCUGGGCUCUUCUGUGUCACUGUGAACCCCUACAAGUGGCUCCCAGUGUACGACGCUGUUGUUGUAACUGCAUACAGAGGCAAAAAGAGGGUUGAGGCCCCACCCCACAUCUUCUCUAUCUCUGACAAUGCCUAUCAGUUCAUGCUCACAGAUCGUGAGAAUCAGUCAAUCCUGAUUACUGGAGAAUCCGGUGCAGGAAAGACUGUGAACACCAAGCGUGUCAUCCAGUACUUUGCAACAAUUGCAGUGUCUGGACAACAGAAGAAGGCAGAGCCUGUUGCAGGAAAAAUGCAGGGGUCGCUGGAGGAUCAAAUCAUUGCAGCCAACCCCCUACUGGAAGCCUAUGGUAAUGCAAAGACUGUGAGGAAUGAUAACUCAUCUCGUUUUGGUAAAUUCAUCAGAAUCCACUUUGGAUCUACUGGCAAACUGGCCUCAGCUGAUAUUGAGACAUAUCUCCUGGAGAAGUCAAGGGUAACAUUCCAGCUGUCUGCUGAGAGGAGCUACCACAUUUUCUACCAGCUCAUGACGGGCCACAAGCCUGAGCUGAUUGAGGGACUCCUCAUCACCACCAAUCCAUAUGAUUUCCCUAUGAUUAGUCAAGGUGAAAUCACAGUGAAGAGCAUCAAUGAUGUAGAGGAGUUCAUCGCUACCGAUACUGCUAUUGACAUCUUGGGCUUCACUGCUGAUGAAAAGCAGGGCAUCUACAAGCUGACUGGUGCUGUGAUGCAUCAUGGGAACAUGAAGUUUAAACAGAAGCAGAGAGAGGAGCAGGCUGAGCCUGAUGGCACUGAGGUGGCUGAUAAAAUCGCCUACCUCAUGGGUCUGAACUCAGCCGACAUGCUCAAAGCUUUGUGCUACCCCAGGGUGAAAGUGGGGAAUGAGUUUGUCACCAAAGGGCAGACUGUUCCACAGGUGCACAAUGCUGUCAUGGCCCUCUGCAAGUCUGUUUAUGAAAAGAUGUUCCUGUGGAUGGUCGUCCGCAUCAAUGAAAUGUUGGACACAAAACAGCCAAGACAGUUCUUCAUUGGUGUGCUGGACAUUGCUGGAUUUGAGAUCUUUGAUUUCAACAGCUUGGAACAGCUAUGUAUCAACUUCACCAAUGAGAAACUGCAACAGUUCUUCAACCACCACAUGUUUGUGCUGGAGCAAGAGGAGUACAAAAAAGAAGGCAUUGAGUGGGAGUUCAUUGACUUUGGUAUGGACUUGGCUGCCUGCAUUGAGCUUAUUGAGAAGCCAAUGGGCAUCUUCUCCAUCCUUGAAGAGGAGUGUAUGUUCCCCAAGGCCUCAGACACAACCUUCAAAAACAAGUUGUAUGACCAGCAUCUUGGCAAAGCUGCAUGUUUCCAGAAGCCAAAGCCUGCUAAGGGCAAGGCAGAAGCCCAUUUCUCCCUGGUGCACUAUGCAGGCACUGUCGACUACAAUGUUGCCGGCUGGCUGGACAAGAACAAAGAUCCCUUGAAUGACUCUGUUGUGCAGCUGUAUCAGAAAUCUGGAAUGAAACUCCUGGCUUUCCUCUAUGCUGCUCAUGCCGCUGCUGAUGAGGGCGGUGGCGGUGGCAAGAAAGGCAAGAAGAAGGGUGGCUCUUUCCAGACAGUAUCUGCACUGUUCAGGGAGAAUUUGGGCAAGUUGAUGACCAAUCUGAGGAGCACUCAUCCUCACUUUGUGCGCUGCCUGAUUCCCAAUGAGUCCAAGACUCCAGGUCUUAUGGAGAACUUCUUAGUUAUCAGCCAGCUCAGGUGUAAUGGUGUACUGGAGGGUAUAAGAAUCUGUAGAAAGGGAUUCCCCAGCAGAAUCCUUUAUGGUGACUUCAAGCAGCGAUAUAAAGUCUUGAAUGCCAGUGUCAUCCCUGAGGGACAAUUCAUUGACAACAAGAAAGCCUCGGAGAAACUUUUGGGCUCCAUUGAUGUUGAUCACACUCAGUACAAGUUUGGACACACAAAGGUGUUUUUCAAAGCUGGUCUGCUGGGUACCCUUGAGGAGAUGCGAGAUGAAAAACUGGCUACGCUGGUUACCAUGACUCAGGCUGUCUGCCGUGGAUUCCUCAUGAGAAGAGAGUUUGUCAAAAUGAUGGAGAGGAGAGAGUCCAUUUACUCUAUCCAAUACAACAUCCGCUCAUUCAUGAACGUGAAACACUGGCCAUGGAUGAAGUUGUACUUCAAGAUCAAGCCUCUUCUGAAGAGUGCUGAGACUGAGAAGGAAAUGGCAGCAAUGAAGGAGAACUAUGAGAAGAUGAAGGUGGAUCUGGAAAAAGCAUUAGCCAGAAAGAAGGACCUUGAAGAGAAGAUGGUGUCACUUCUGCAAGAGAAAAAUGAUUUGCAGUUACAAGUGGCAGCUGAAGUCGAGAACCUUUCUGAUGCCGAGGAGAGAUGUGAGGGGCUCAUCAAAGCUAAAAUUCAACUGGAGGCAAAAGUCAAAGAGACUACAGAGAGACUGGAGGAUGAGGAGGAAAUCAAUGCAGAAUUAACUGCCAAGAAGAGGAAACUGGAGGAUGAGUGUUCUGAGCUGAAAAAAGACAUUGAUGACCUUGAGCUUACCUUGGCUAAAGUGGAGAAGGAGAAACAUGCCACAGAGAACAAGGUGAAAAACUUGACUGAGGAAAUGGCCUCUCAGGAUGAAAGCAUUGCUAAGUUAACCAAGGAGAAGAAAGCCCUCCAAGAGGCACACCAGCAGACUCUUGAUGAUCUCCAGGCAGAGGAGGACAAAGUCAAUACUCUGACUAAAUCAAAGACCAAACUUGAACAACAAGUGGAUGAUCUUGAAGGGUCCCUUGAGCAAGAGAAGAAGCUCCGCAUGGACCUUGAGAGGGCCAAGAGGAAGCUUGAGGGUGAUCUGAAACUGGCACAGGAGUCCAUAAUGGACUUGGAGAAUGACAAACAGCAGUCAGAAGAAAAGAUCAAGAAGAAGGACUUUGAGAUCAGUCAGCUUCUAAGCAAGAUUGAGGAUGAACAAACACUUGGCAGUCAACUGCAGAAGAAGAUCAAGGAACUACAGGCUCGUAUUGAGGAGCUGGAAGAAGAGAUUGAGGCUGAGCGUGCUGCUCGAGCUAAGGUUGAGAAGCAGAGAGCUGAUCUCUCCAGGGAACUUGAGGAGAUCAGUGAGAGGCUUGAAGAAGCUGGCGGUGCCACUGCUGCUCAGAUUGAGAUGAACAAGAAGCGCGAGGCCGAGUUCCAGAAACUGCGACGUGAUCUUGAAGAGUCCACCCUGCAACACGAAGCCACUGCUGCUGCUCUCCGCAAAAAGCAGGCAGACAGCGUGGCAGAACUUGGAGAGCAGAUUGACAACCUCCAGCGUGUCAAGCAGAAGCUGGAGAAGGAGAAAAGUGAAUAUAAAAUGGAGAUUGAUGACCUCAGUAGCAACAUGGAGGCUGUGGCCAAAUCAAAGGCAAAUUUAGAGAAGAUGUGUCGAACACUUGAGGACCAACUGAGUGAGCUAAAAACUAAAAGUGAUGAGAAUGUUCGCCAACUCAAUGAUAUGAGUGCACAUAAAGCAAGAUUACAGACAGAGAACGGUGAAUUUAGUCGUCAACUUGAGGAAAAAGAGGCACUCGUGUCACAACUGACCAGAGGCAAGCAGGCUUACACACAACAGAUUGAGGAGCUAAAGAGACACAUUGAAGAGGAAGUUAAGGCCAAAAAUGCCCUUGCUCACGCAGUUCAGUCUGCACGCCAUGACUGUGACCUCCUCCGAGAGCAGUAUGAGGAGGAGCAGGAAGCCAAAGCUGAGUUGCAGCGUGGAAUGUCCAAAGCCAACAGUGAAGUGGCUCAGUGGAGAACAAAAUAUGAGACUGAUGCCAUCCAGCGUACUGAGGAGCUUGAAGAGGCUAAGAAGAAGCUUGCACAGCGUCUGCAGGAUGCAGAGGAAUCCAUUGAGGCUGUGAACUCCAAGUGUGCCUCGCUGGAGAAGACCAAACAGAGACUGCAGGGUGAAGUGGAGGAUCUCAUGAUUGAUGUAGAGAGGGCCAAUGCAUUGGCAGCCAACCUGGACAAGAAGCAGAGGAACUUCGACAAGGUCCUGGCAGAAUGGAAGCAGAAGUAUGACGAGGGCCAGGCAGAGCUGGAGGGUGCCCAGAAAGAGGCUCGCUCUCUCAGCACUGAGCUCUUCAAGAUGAAGAACUCAUAUGAAGAAGCUCUUGACCACUUGGAGACCCUGAAGAGAGAGAACAAGAACCUGCAGCAGGAGAUCUCCGACCUGACUGAGCAGAUCGGCGAGACUGGGAAGACUAUUCAUGAAUUGGAGAAGGCAAAGAAGACAGUGGAGACUGAGAAAACAGAAAUUCAGAGUGCCCUUGAGGAAGCUGAGGGUACACUUGAACAUGAGGAGUCCAAGAUUCUUCGUGUCCAGCUUGAGUUCAACCAAGUGAAGGGUGAGAUUGACAGGAAACUCAGUGAGAAGGAUGAGGAAAUAGAACAGAUCAAGAGGAACAGUCAGAGAGUCAUUGAGUCCAUGCAGACCACAUUAGACUCUGAAGUCAGGAGCAGAAAUGACGCCCUGAGAGUCAAGAAAAAGAUGGAAGGAGAUCUCAAUGAGAUGGAAAUUCAGCUGAGCCAUGCCAAUCGUCAGGCCGCUGAGGCACAGAAACAUCUGAGGAAUGUCCAAGGACAGCUCAAGGAUGCACAACUUCACCUUGACGAUGCCAUCAGAGGACACGAGGACAUGAAGGAGCAGGUUGCCAUGGUGGAGCGUAGGAACACUCUAAUGCAGGCAGAGAUUGAGGAGCUGAGAACUGCUUUAGAGCAAACAGAGAGAGGUCGCAAAGUGGCCGAGCAGGAGCUUCUAGAUGUCAAUGAACGUGUGGGACUGCUGCACUCACAGAACACCAGUCUCAUCAACACCAAGAAGAAGCUUGAGGCUGACCUUGUCCAGGUUCAAGGUGAGGUGGAUGACACCAUCCAAGAAGCAAGAAAUGCAGAGGAGAAAGCCAAAAAAGCUAUUACUGAUGCUGCAAUGAUGGCAGAAGAACUGAAGAAGGAGCAAGACACAAGUGCUCAUUUGGAGAGGAUGAAGAAAAACCUGGAGGUCACAGUCAAAGAUCUGCAGCACCGUCUGGAUGAGGCCGAAAGCUUAGCCAUGAAGGGUGGGAAAAAACAGCUCCAGAAACUGGAAUCCAGGGUGCGUGAGCUAGAGUCUGAGGUCGAGUCUGAACAGAGACGAGGAGCUGAAGCUGUUAAAGGUGUCCGUAAAUAUGAGAGGAGAGUCAAAGAGCUCACUUACCAGACUGAUGAAGACAAGAAAAAUAUGAUUAGACUACAGGAUCUGGUUGAUAAGUUGCAGCUGAAAGUGAAGGCUUAUAAGCGACAGGCCGAGGAUGCUGAGGAGCAGGCCAACUCUCACCUGUCCAGGUACAGGAAGGUGCAGCACGAGCUGGAGGAAGCUCAGGAGCGUGCUGACAUAGCUGAAUCCCAGGUCAACAAGCUGAGAGCCAAGAGCCGUGAUCAUGGAAAGGCCAAAGAGGCAGAGGAAUGAGAUACGAGAUCUAGACGAGUGACCUCACCAGGGAAUCAUAUAAUAUGAGCUCCUUGUGAAAUAUCUUAAGUAAUAAAGAGAUUCAUUUCAGUG
Messenger RNA from Chanos chanos (milkfish), 5910 nucleotides. RefSeq names its product myosin heavy chain, fast skeletal muscle. Gene Ontology annotation, molecular function: microfilament motor activity; ATP binding; actin filament binding. The record is from RefSeq and is a predicted model, not a curated record. The coding region runs from base 1 to 5817 and encodes 1938 amino acids. Lineage: Eukaryota; Metazoa; Chordata; Actinopteri; Gonorynchiformes; Chanidae. Gene Ontology annotation, cellular component: cytoplasm; myosin filament; myosin II complex. The transcript has 39 exons.